This is a messenger RNA of Neopelma chrysocephalum (saffron-crested tyrant-manakin), 1371 nucleotides long. RefSeq names its product acrosin-like. Gene Ontology annotation, molecular function: serine-type endopeptidase activity. Gene Ontology annotation, biological process: acrosome reaction; proteolysis. Bases 87 to 1199 code for a protein of 370 amino acids. Lineage: Eukaryota; Metazoa; Chordata; Aves; Passeriformes; Pipridae. The transcript is spliced from 5 exons. The record is from RefSeq and is a predicted model, not a curated record.
GGGCACUGUGGGUGCUGUGGGCACAACGCUGGGGGCUGUGCUGGAGGUGACCCCUGGUCCUGGCACUGCCACGUGCGCUGGCACCGAUGGCUUGGCUGUGGCUCCUGGUCCUGCUGGCCCUGGCCGGGCCCGUGGGUGGCACCUGGGACACUUGCGAAGGGACCUGCGGGCUCCGGCCCAUGGCUUCCGACCACAACUCGAUGGCUUCUGCCGACGGCACGUCCCGCGUCGUGGGUGGCACCGGGGUCCAGCCGGGGGCCUGGCCCGGCAUCGUCAGCAUCCAGGCCACCUGGGAGAAUGGCACGUGGCACAUGUGCUCGGGGGUCCUCCUCAGCUUCCAGUGGGUCCUCACGGUCGCCCACUGCUUCCUCAGGGCCGGGGACGUCUACCGGUGGGACGUGGUGAUGGGGGCCACGGAUCUGACUCAGCCCGGCCCCGAGGCCGAGGUGAGGCACAUCCAGAGGAUCCUGGUGCACCAGCACUACGUGGCUGCCACGGCAAGGAACGACAUUGCCCUGCUGGAGCUGGACCAGCCCGUGGAGUGCAGCGACUACAUCCAGCUGGGCUGUGUGCCCGACACCUCGGUGAGGGUCUCGGAGCUCAAAUCCUGCUACAUCGCCGGAUGGAGUUUCGCCACACCAGGAGAUGUGGUGCUGCAGGAGGCCAAGGUCCACCUCAUGGACACAGAGCUCUGCAACAGCAGCCGCUGGUACGGGGGGGCCGUGCACCCCGAAAACCUGUGUGCUGGGUACCCACAGGGCGGCAUCGACACCUGCCAGGGGGACAGCGGGGGUCCCCUGGUCUGCAAGGACAACAGAGCUGACUACUUCUGGCUGGUGGGGCUGAGCAGCUGGGGAAGAGGCUGUGACAAAGCCAGGCACCCCGGGAUCUACACCUCCACUCAGCACUUCCACAACUGGAUCCUGCUCCAGACGGGCCUGAGCCCAGCAGAAAGAGCCGGUCCAGAACCAGAGCCAGCCGUCACCUUGACCCCCGUGACAGAGCCAGACAUCAGCCUGACCCCUGAGCAGCAUCUGAGGCCAGAGCCAGACAUCAGCUCGAUCCCCCAGCACAGCCAGAGACCGGCACCGACCUCCUCGGCCUCGUUAAUGCCCACGGCAUUCCCACUGCUGAUCCUGGUGCAAUUCCUGAACCUGCUGCAGGAAUUCCUGCGCUUCCUGAAGGACAAAAAGGCUUGAGCAGCGGGAUGAGCGGGAUCCAGGGCUACAGUGGACCACGGCCAUUUCCUGCUGGGCCACAGGUGGCCUUGGGGCCAGAGGCUGCUCUGUCCUGCCCACGCUGCUCCGCUGCACCCACAGCGAUGCUGACGUGACCGAGGGGCUGAAAUAAAGUUUCUGUGUUCCUCAUUAA